UGUGCAACUUUUUAUUUCUCUUUGUGGCUGAUGGAAGAUGAACUGACUCUAAGGGCAUUGGGCAGCUGGGGUUGCUAUAGGGUUGCUACAGCAACUUGAUUUUUCUGUGAGUAAGGAGCUAAAUUAGCAGGCUCUUCUGCAACUCCCCAGUUCUUGGUGGCAAGAGUAAUGAGAGCAGCUCUCCCUCCACACAGCAGCUUCUCUCAGGAAGAUCAGUGUGUCUAUUUGGACUAAGAAGUGAGAAAAAACCCCCAAACAUCAAACCUUGCAGCAAGGACAUUUUUACAUUUUCUGCCUGCACCUUGACAAAGAAGAGGAAUGGGCUGUGACACGAACUGUGGGCUCAUCACUGGGGCCAUCAUCGGUGCUGUUCUGGCUAUCUUUGGGGGAGCUCUGAUACCAAUUGGAGAUUACCUUAUAGGAAAAGCAAUAAAAAAGGAAGCUGUCAUUGUAAAUGGUACCAUUGCUUAUGACAACUGGGUUGUGCCAGGAAGUUCGGUUUACAGGGAAUUUUGGAUUUUCCAUGUGCAAAAUCCUUCAGAGGUCUUAGAAGAAGGAGCACAUCCAAAACUUGAACAAAGAGGACCUUACACAUACAGGGUGAGAUAUUUACCCAAAGAAAAUAUCACGGAUAACUCUGAUGGCACAAUAUCCUACAUGCUGCCUAAUGUUGCUCGUUUUGAACCUGAUCUCUCUGUUGGGUCAGAAAAUGAUACAUUCACGUGCCUCAACCUUGCUGUUGCUGCUGCACCUUCCUUGUAUACAAACACUUUUAUACAACUACUAUUAAAUUCUUGGAUUAAAUCUUCUAAGUCACAAUUGCUGCAGAACAGAACAGUGAAAGAACUACUGUGGGGAUACAAAGAUCCCUUCUUAAACAAGGUCCCCUUCCCUUUGGACCCAGUUCUGGGAGUCUUCUAUCCGUAUAAUGGAACAUUCGAUGGAGUUUACAGAGUUUACACUGGGACAGAAGAUAUUAAAAAAACAGCAAUAAUUGAAAGCUAUAAAAACAAAAGGAAUCUUUCAUACUGGGAAGGUCACUGUGAUAUGGUCAAUGGCACAGAUGGGGCAUCAUUCCCACCAUUUGUUAAGAAGAAUCAGGUACUGCGCUUCUUCUCCUCCGACAUCUGCAGAUCGAUCUAUGGAGUUUUCCAGGGCAAGCAGAAUGUGAAGGGCAUCUCACUCUAUCGUUUCGCAGUUCCUCGUGAAGCAUUUGCAUCACCCACUGAAGUUCGAGACAAUUACUGCUUCUGUACAGAUGAAGUCAUAUCACAGAACUGCACGUUAGCUGGAGUCCUAGACAUAAGUGCCUGCAAAGCAGGAAGACCAGUAUUUAUCUCUCUUCCACAUUUCCUUCAUGCAAGUGAUUCUAUAUUGCAUGAUGUUGAAGGACUGAGCCCAAAUGAGCAGGAGCAUGAGACUUUUCUAGAUAUAGAGCCUACCACUGGUUUUACACUACAGUUUGCAAAAAGGCUGCAAGUAAAUCUCCUUGUGAGACCUGCACCAAAAAUUGAAGCUUUAUCAAAAGUUAAAAAACCUUAUGUUUUUCCCAUUCUUUGGCUAAAUGAGUCUGCUGUUAUUGGGGAUGAGAAAGCAGAAAUGUUCAGAAAGAAAGUCGUGGGUCCUGUCCAGCUGCUGGGUAUGCUGCAGAUGGUGUUAAUGAUCACAGGUUCUGUGCUAUUCAUCACUUUCAUGGGUUCCUUCUUCAUAUGUGUAUCAAAGAAAUCAAAAUAAGUAACAAAAGACUUCAGAAGUAGUCAAUGUUUAAUUGAAAUUUCUGCCAAGCAGCAGUUAAAAUUCAGAGACGAAAGAUAUGAUUUAAGGCACGGUCAGCCCACAUGCUAUGGAAUUCAAUAUGCUUGUCCAUUUUGAGAAGACCAACUCACUAACCCAAAUAAGAUGAUGUUUCUGAAGGUCCACACUUCUGACAUCACUAAAGAGGCUGCCAUGGAAACUAUGCUUUCAAAUAAAUCAUUAUUUGAACCUCGUUACAAGUUUUAAAUUACAUUCAAGCAGACUGAAGAGGAGGUGCAGUUGGAUUUUAGAUCACCUUCUGCCAUUUAUGCAACUUGCUACUUUUUUCUUCUGGGAUUUGCAAGACAAGUGAAAGCUGUUUGCUGACCCUCUGUCUCUGAGCACAGGCUGGGAAUGACAACACCAUUGAGCUCAUGCUGUGCUCUAGAUGCUCUCAUUUCAAUUUUUCUUUCUGUUCCUUCAAGGAAUGGAAGCUGCUGCAACAGAACUGCUCUCUGUCCUCUAUUCAGGGAUGUGAAUUGUGUUGAACGUGAAGUUUAUUAUGUAAAGUUACUAACUGUAAUACAUGAAGUUAAUAAAAUACCUACUAAAAUAUGUGGUUUAUACAUUUUAUAUGGAGAUGGCUCAUAGACACAGUCAUUCAUAUGUUUAUGGAGCUCAUAAAAAUUUGUCUCCACGGCUAUUUAUCAAUCUGAGCUACCUGCUAAUUCCCACCUUGCUCAACAGCUCUUACUCUGCCUUCUGUGUGCUUUCUUUCUGGCUGUUGCUUGAACAUCAGCCUCUGCUUUGCCCUAACUCCACUUUGCCCAAAGCUUCCCUCAGGGAAUGAUCUCAUAUGUCACCUUUAGGUGACAUAUUUCAGAAUAUGUCCAGACACAGAAAGGACUGAGAUAAUUAUUUUGAUCAAAAAUCAAGAGUUCCACUUCCUUGCUGUAGAAGAAUAUAAAUGAAAACAGGUAGCCCCAAUUAUUAACUAAUAAACCAUCUCCCACAAGGCAAUUUGUUCAACCAUUGUUUAAUGAGGUGCAUCAGUGUGUAGACAGGCAGCAAACACUGCCAUCUGCAUAAAUGGUUUACUUUUUCAUUUGAUCUGAACGCCAUAUCUUAGAAAUGAGAGUCAAUGGGGCAGAUAAUUGAGUGUCGUGGGGGUCUCUCCUUUUCCCACGGACUCACUGGAUUCAGAAAGAUGGCCUAAGAUCAGCAUUGUUUAAGAUUUCUUCUUGGAUCUCUUGCUCCCUUAAAUAAUAGUUGCAGAGAAAAGGAAAGAUAAAAAAUGGCCAGCCUGUAAUAACCUGGUGCUUGGAAGUAGUGCUACAGUGGACUUUAAACCAGACUUAUCUUGCUAGUAAAGGACAAUAUCUUUCUCCAGGUAUCUGUAGUAAAGUGUUUUCACCCUUUGGAAAUAAAGGGGAAAAUCUUAUAGACUAAAAUGCCAUUGUUUUAAAUCCAUGUUCUUUGUGGACAAAGUUAUAUAGCUAUCAACAGAGCUGAUAAAUUACAGAAAUUCCAAGAGAUUCUUGAGGGCAAGGUCUAUGUAGUACAAGGCCACACUCUCUUUUUCCAGCCAUGAACUGGAAAUGUAACAAGGCAGAAGAUGUGAAAGAAACGUGGCACUCGAGGGAAGCUCUGCUCUCACUUAGAGAGCCAAUGCGUUUGAGUAUUAACAGUGCUUGCUAGUCAGGGAAAAAUAACACCUUUCUCUCAUCUCUACAUUACUGCUGCUGUCAUAUGUGAUGCUCUGUUGUCAUGUUAAUUUGGGGAGAGUUGACACAAUUGAAGUCAUCCCUAGAGCCCUAUGGCCUGGACCACUAAAGUAAUUAAGUCACCUUCUCCUCUGAAAUACGUACAUCCCUGCUGUGCUUCAAGAUCUGACACCAAGUUUUUUUCUAAUAAAACUAGUCUUUUGUGCCAGAAGCUGAAAGUGAGAUCUUUUCACCACAGUAACAGCAGCAAUGUUCCUGUCAUUUUUGAGGAGCUAGCAUUUCAGCUUCAUUUUCUUUGGCUUCAAGCCAUUGUCAGCAAGUCAGUGUUUGCUCUACUAGUGUUGUUUGGUGCCAUGUGCUGCUCCAGCAGCAGCGAUCCAGAAAGUCAGGCCAUGAUUUUAAAUGUCUCAGGGCCAAGUUUUGCAUGCACAUAAAUACUUUUGUUCAUAUGUAUAACCUCAUUGAACUCUAUGCAAUUUUGGACAUUUAAACUAUGUUCAGCACCUAGACUGCACUUGAAUGAUCAUUAGUAGUUUUUUUGUCCAAAGCAUUGGUUACAGUUAUUUUUAAUUCAUGUUAUUAUGGCUAAUGUUAAGUAUUUACGUUUGUUCAAACAGUGCAGGAUAAACUUUUAUUAGAAAUGCUAAUGAUCUCAAUACAAAUAAAAUAAAGCUCAAAUGCUUCUUCCUGAGAUGUUCUUCUGUAAUUGUAAAUAAAGUCUUCUGUGUUGGAUAACGAAA
Messenger RNA from Apus apus (common swift), 4198 nucleotides. It is a transcript of the gene CD36, whose product is annotated as CD36 molecule. Gene Ontology annotation, molecular function: scavenger receptor activity; low-density lipoprotein particle binding; low-density lipoprotein particle receptor activity. Bases 319 to 1734 code for a protein of 471 amino acids. The transcript has 14 exons. Lineage: Eukaryota; Metazoa; Chordata; Aves; Apodiformes; Apodidae. Gene Ontology annotation, cellular component: cell surface; caveola; cytoplasm. Gene Ontology annotation, biological process: long-chain fatty acid import into cell; lipid storage; low-density lipoprotein particle clearance. The record is from RefSeq and is a predicted model, not a curated record.